UUACGGUCACCCUGACUAUGCGCUGUCAAUUCACCCACCGAAAAUACGUUGGUAAUCUCUUGUUCUUAGAUUCCAAAUGGCAGAGAUUUCAGAUACAGACGGAAGUUCAGUCCCCAGAGGCCCAAUUUUACACAUUCUUGUCAUUGGAUUUCAUCACAAAAAGGGAUGUCAGGUUGAUUUCUCAUAUCCACCCUUGAUUGAGGGACAGAGCAGCAGUAGUUCAGAUAUACCAGCUGAAUGGAAACAUCUUCCAUUUCUUGCCGUACCUGAUGGUGCUCAUAAUUAUCUUGAAGAUACCAUCUACUUUCAUUUACCAGGAAGAGAUGAGAAGCGUAAUACGAUAUAUGGCAUUUCCUGCUAUAGACAGAUCAACACUGAGGAUUUGUUGAGUAGAGACAAGGAGUUCACUAGAGGCACUGUGCAGAAGAGCGUCUGUGUGCUUAGCACAUUGCCGCUGUAUGGUUUAAUCCAAGCUAAACUGAAGCUGAUUACACAUGCCUACUUCAGUGAGAGAGAUUUCUCCAAAACCUCCAUCCUUAUAGAGUUGUACACCAGUCUGAACGGUUCUUUGACAACGGGUCAACUAGAUGAUUCCCAAGCAUUCUUGGAUCUUCCACUUAGAGAUUUGAUCCUAACAUUCAAGCAUAAGGUCUUGGUGUUGUUUAAGUUACUUCUUUUAGAGCGACGUGUGUUGUUCUUUGCUCAACCUGUACACACCUUAUGCACAUCUCUGCUGUCACUUGUUUCAUUGUUUCCAGCUAUGAUUGAACAUGGUCUGGUAGAAGCAGCUUCCUACAAGCACUAUCGCCCACCAACUCCAUCUCUAGAACUCAACGACUUUGGCAUUGAUACCAGGGAGUAUGAAGAUGUCAAGAUGUCACAUGUGCCUAACUAUCGGAAGAAGAAAAGGAAGAACAAAGACGCACAGGAAAAUACUGUGACUGAUGAAAUCCCAACAUCUUCAAUCAGUCCAUCGUAUGGAGAGAAUCCAACUGACAUGGAAACAACACGUUCGCGAUCAGUUGAUAGUACCCUAACAAGAGACUCUGCUAUACCAGAAUCCAUUGCUUCAUCCUCAUCAGUGGAAAAGGGAGACUCUCGAUCUACAGACCAACAAGAUAACAUUAGCAAAAUGGGCUUCCAAGAAACAAGCAGUGCUGAGCAAAUGGAGAAAACACAGGAAAGCGCAAGGAGUGAGACAUCCAACAUUUCAUCCAACUCUGAGCAGGAAGACAAUAACCAAACUCCUGUCUCUGCUAAGGCACUUGAGGAGGAUCUGUUUGCAAUGAUAGAUCAAGAAUUGUAUGGUCCGUAUUUUGAAGGAAGAAAACUGAGUGAAGGUGAUCUUGAAAAUGAGUCUAAAAUUAAGUCAGGAACAUCACGUCAAGGAAGUAAGUCAAGAGAUAACUCAAACAGUGACCCCAACCAACACCAAAGUGGAAUCGCAAAGGAACCUCCCCAGGAAGUUGUCUUAAGAAGGGACACUGAUGAGUUUGAACACAUCAGUGAAAAUGAUGCCAGUCUUGUCAGACAGAAGUUGGCAAAAGGUUCACCCGAGGAUCCGGAGGAGCGAUGCACUCAGCGUUUGAGUGGUGCAGAUGAUUUUGUCGUCUUACAAAACAACUGCCCAUCGAUGUCAACACUUAAGGCAGAUGAUUUUGGAUUUCCACUCUCCUUGUUUGGAAAGGGUUCUUUGUGUCAUCCCUACAUGGCCCUACAGCAGCAUGAUCUUCUUAAAGAUGUCAACGUACGAUGCUUUCUGAUUGGUGCAUCUAAUAUGCUCUUUAAGCAACGCCGACAUCUUAUAGAUGUUCUUGUGGAGGUGGAGGAGGGCAAGGUGAUUGUAUUUGAUCCUGAGCUUCGUAAACAGCUGAGCUUGUCCACUGCUGACUUGAGAUUUGCUGAUUUUCUGAUCAAGAGUGUUUCUGAGAAGAGUGAGGAUAUCUACUUAGAUAACACAGGUUGGGAAGGUGGCGAAGAGUGGAUACGAGCUCAGUUCAAAGUCUACGUCCUGUCACUGCUUGCAACUGCUCUACAUCAACGUCAUGAAAAGGAUAUGAGUGAUUUCAAUGACCAUUUUGUCAAUGCUUGGAAGACAACACAUAACUAUCGAAUCUGGAUGAGUGAGGAGCAUCCUGGGAUUGAUUUCGUUCUUGCUGGUCACCCGUGUCAGGGUCAGCUCAGCAUGCAGGACAUGAAAAUAAGAUUACAAAGUGCUAUGCAAACCACUGAUAGAGGCAAGAAACUAAACAGCGCCCUCAAUCGAACUAGUGUGGCCAUGGUACACACCGGUAAGGCAGUAGGGGGUGCUCUGAGUAGCGCAAAGUCAGCUGUGUCUGCUUGGAUAUCCGGUCUGGCAUCUGAGUGGAAAGACGAUACAAAUGAGCACGGGAAUACUAAGUAAUCAGAUAUAAGAGGAGUGGUACCAGACCAUGAUAACUGAAAUAUUUCCAUUCAUUUGUGGGAUUUUAAUUUCUGUUUUUGAAUCUAUAUUCAAUAUUUAUGUUCCUUUCUAAACAUUUACCUUCAGGGGAAAAUUCUCAAAAGUGUCUUAAAGACAUUUUCCUAAUAUUCAGCUUUGGAGUAAUGUUGUUCUAUUUUCAUUAUAAUGUAAAAAAUACCUUUAUCAUGGGUCAGCCAGCAAAAUGCAGACUGGGUUCACCUGAUGUGAAUUGUGUGCACUGGAUGAAAGUGAAAAGCCAUUUUUUUUUCUUUUUCAUUGUUUUCUUUUAUUUCAAUAGAAAUGGUGGUAUUCAUGAAAUGUGCAAUUAAAUGUAUUUCUGCUUAUGUUAAGGUCAGUGUCACAAAUAUAUAUAAUCAUUGCACAUUAUUUGUAAAUAUCGACAAAUAUGAUGGUGUCUAAUUUGGAAUAAUCCUAAAGUGUAUUUUUGUGCAAAUAAAAAAAGAACACUAACACUAUUUAGAAAACUUUUUAUGGAACGUCAACAAUAUUUCCUUUUUGUGGGAGUUCUAAAGUUGUCUUGACUGUAAUUAAUUCUAAAAUACUUUGCCUGAUAACAAAAAUAGGACAGGUACAAUUACCUCAGCUUUCCUGUCUCCUGAGGCCCUGCCCCCAAAAAACAUUUAAGUAAUUGGAUUAAGUAUUAUAAUUACAUUUUUGUUCACGUACAUAUAAAUGUAGACUAUCAUUAAUCAUCCACAAAUAAUUUGACAUUGUGUGCACUUGCAUUUAAAUUGCACUGUUAAACAGGAUUUUUUCAAACACCAUAUUUACAGGUGAACAUCAAAAUGUUCCUUGUAAUUAACCGGGUUGUUGAGAAUCAUUUUGAAUGACUUCAUCUGUAUCUGCUUAUACAUGAGUUGUCAUAUACCCAUGGCAUUAAAAAGAAUCACGGCAUUUAGUUGGCUUUGAAACAAAAUUAUGAAAGUUACAUGUAAACUUCACAUUAUGCUGGUAAAUAUUGCAUUGUAACCAAGUAAUAUGCAAUUUAUGUAAUGCUGCUUGAUUAAACAGCUAGUUAUCUGGACAUCUUGUAUUCUUCGCUUAUUUGAAAAAUAGAUAAACAUAUACCUUCGAAUAAAACACUAAGAACGUUUUUAAUUUGAAGUCAUUUUGUGUGAUGUUUUAAAUUGUAAAAUGAACUCAUUAAAGGGUCCAUGAGAUCGGGUUCUUUUUAGGAA
Patiria miniata (bat star) is the source of this 3642-nucleotide messenger RNA. Its product is annotated as late secretory pathway protein AVL9 homolog. The transcript has 14 exons. The record is from RefSeq and is a predicted model, not a curated record. NCBI's taxonomy places the organism in Eukaryota, Metazoa, Echinodermata, Asteroidea, Valvatida, Asterinidae. Gene Ontology annotation, cellular component: cytoplasm. Bases 77 to 2404 code for a protein of 775 amino acids.